Messenger RNA from Daldinia caldariorum, 1937 nucleotides. RefSeq lists its product as uncharacterized. Gene Ontology annotation, cellular component: membrane. The record is from RefSeq and is a predicted model, not a curated record. Lineage: Eukaryota; Fungi; Ascomycota; Sordariomycetes; Xylariales; Hypoxylaceae. Gene Ontology annotation, molecular function: transmembrane transporter activity. Bases 307 to 1734 code for a protein of 475 amino acids. Gene Ontology annotation, biological process: transmembrane transport. The transcript is spliced from 2 exons.
CGUAACUGACAAGUAGGUUUGUGCCAAAUUCAACAAUUCUCCUACCCUCUUACACGAACCCGUGCUCCGGCAUUCGUUAAGAGGGUAGGUAGAUUGCGGCUCACUACGGGCGCCGAAUUGAAGCAGUUCUCCUCGGAUAGGAUCCAACCCCGCUUCAACUUCUGUCUAUCACUACAAGUUUGCGGGGAGAUCCCUGGGGAGCCUGUGGAAAUGAAGCUGAGAUUGUACCGUAAUACUCGAUCAAGUUAAUGCUUGCGUGGGAAACGUGCUGCCGCUCCGGUCCCCCCUAUCCCCCCCUUUUCAAAUAUGCCAAAUGUACUGACACUAUUUAUCACUUUCCCAGCUAUGGGUUCGGGAAUAUUGUUCUCGUACCCGCAACUUGCUACUCUAGCAGGUCUUCAAGGUGUUCUUGUGUAUGCCAUCUCGUCGGCUGUUCCGUUGCUCAUCUUUGCGGCGCUCGCGCCCAUCAUCCGAAGGAAGUGUCCUGAGGGAUUCGUCCUUACCGAGUGGACGAGACAGCGCUAUGGCGUCGUGACGGCCCUUUACUUAGGCGCUCUGACGUUGCUUACGCUAUUCCUCUACAUGGUUGCGGAGCUUUCUGCUAUCGGACAGGUCAUCGAGGCUUUGACUGGGCUUAAUGGCCUUCCGGUAGUUAUUGUUGAAUGUGUCGUUACGACUAUCUAUACCUCCCUUGGUGGUUUUAAAAUCUCUUUUAUCACAGACAACGUCCAAGGCGCUAUGAUCUGCGCUCUAAUUAUUAUAGCAACCAUCACCAUUGGUGCUAAAACUGAGAUUAAGCCGGAGUUGAUCGCCGAUUCCGGCCUGCUUGACGCAAGUCUCGUUGGCUGGCAGCUUGUUUAUAUCCUUCCCGUUGCCAUCCUGACGAACGACUUCUUUCUGGCGAAUUACUGGCUGCGCGCCUUCGCCUCCAAGACGGACAGGGACCUCUGGAUCGGUGUGUCGGUGGCCAUGGUAGUCAUCCUGAUCGUCUUAACGCUAGUUGGCUGCACCGGUCUUAUCGCUGUAUGGUCGGGCGCGUUCGAGCCUGAUGGCGAUGGGUCCGUAGCCUUUUUCCUGUUGCUGGAGCAGCUGCCUAACUGGGUUGUGGGCAUCGUUAUAGUUAUGGCUGUGUGCCUGAGUACCGCAGCCUUCGACAGCUUACAGUCUGCCAUGGUCUCCUCUGCUUCCAACGACAUCUUCCGCAACCGCUUGAAUAUCUGGUGGAUCCGUGGCGCGGUUGUGCUUGUUAUCAUCCCGGUGGUAGUCCUUGCUCUGAAAACACCGAGUAUUCUCCAGAUCUACUUGAUUUCUGACCUCUUGUCCGCCGCUACCAUUCCAGUCCUUAUACUUGGAUUGUCGGAGCGUUUCUAUUGGUGGCGCGGAUUCGAAGUUUUAGUAGGUGGCCUCGGAGGAAUAUUAACAGUCUUUAUCUUUGGUACUAUUUACUACGGCGACGCACAACUGGGCGGCGAGCUUAUCCUUCUAGAGCAAGGUCUAUAUACCGGAGACUGGGGUGCGUUCGGAGCCUUCGUUGCUGCGCCGGUUGGUGGUCUACUCUGGGGAUUCGGCGCUCUGGCAGUGAGACUGGCUGUCCAGUAUGUGCUAUCGAGGGUGCGAGGUACUCGGUUCGAUGCGCUUGACUAUCCCGCUACAGUCGCGACGGAAGAUUCCGACGCAUUGGCCGGGUCAAGCGAAGACGCUACGAACACCAAGAUCACCGGAAAGUUUUUCUAGGUUGAAUUCUCGGGGACGGAAGAAGGAUAAAUUAGAGAAUGUCACCGUUAUUCAUUGUGAUAUUUUUGGGAUAAGAAAAGGGGCUUUAGGCCUGAGAGUAUAUAGGUUGUUCGUUAUGAAGGACGACUCCUAUAUCUCAUAUAGUUUCUCCUAAUAACCUGACUUUAUUACAAUUUUACCUCAUUAGAAGAGUCAAUUAGGGU